CUAAACUCGUGGUCCGUACGGUCCGCGUCGUCCCAGCAGCUCUCCAACGUCCAACCCCGUCCUGCCCGCCCGCUCCACCCGCGCUUCUUUCCUCCUCUUCAACCUCAUUUCAUCACGUCGCCUGCCCUUGUGAUUUGCCAACCCUCUAAAAACCUUCUUUCGUCCUCCUGCUGCUGACCUCGACGACGUGUCCUGAGGCCACCGUGAAACCGAAAGCCCUGAUUACCCAUUAUCCAACCUGCCCGAGGAGAGAGGAGAGCGGGAGAGAGACCACAUAGACCCCCCUUACGGCCGAACCCCAGACAACUCCCGCCAACUCCCGCCGUCUCACACUAGAGCCUCGUUGGCCACCCGCCGCGUCGUCCUUCUGGCUGUCCAUCUCUGCGCCCUUCUCCUCGUUUCCGGACGGCCUCAGUCUGUCCUUUAUCUGGCCUCUUUCCCCGCCACCUUGCCCUUCCUUGCCCUUCCGAAGUGGCCUGGGUUAGCUCGCGGCAUCUCACCUCGAGAGAGACGUCCGGACUCCAGACCUCGAUUCACAUCUGACACAAGAGGCCGUCAGCUUGGCCUCACCAGCCGCAGCCGUGUCCACACCAGCUCGACACAGUGUUCCGUCCAUUGCCAGACGCCAGAACCAUUAAGUCCUUAGCCAACCCCACACCCAGCCGGCUCAACAUGUCCAACCCUCGUAGGACUCCGGCGACUCACCCGGACGGGGCCCUGUCCCUUAAGACCAACAUGCCCCUCCGGAAAGGCCUCACCUUCCACUCUCCUACAUCUCCUGGCUCAGACGUUUCCGCCUUCAGACCCCCGUCUCUGCCCCGUCGAUCACAGACCAGCCUGGACGACGUGAUCGAUGCUCACAAGCGACGCAUGCGUAUCACCCUCGACUCCAUCGACCAGACCUUGUCGGCCUCCAAGGACGAGUCCAAGACCCUUGUCGACAAGUCCUUCCCCUUCCCAGACGGCCUCCGCAAGCACUCGGUCGCCAUGUUGGACGAGCCUGAUAAGGAGCGUCGUGUGCUGCGCCCGCGGUCGACCCUUCGCCGCCCCGCGAGACAUCACGAUUCAGACAGCGGUCUCGGCACCUCUGUCGCGACAUCCAAAGACAAAGCUACCGCCGACUCUGGCAAGAAGGGCAAGGCCUCAUCCGUCAAGCCAUCCACCAUCACCCGGUCCGCGGCUGCGACCACCACCCUUCCUGGCCUGAGCAACCGGGCCACAAACAAAAUCUGCGAGCAUGUUCUGAAACCGCUACUUGCAAAGCCCGAACUCAAGACCUUCCACCCACUUGUCAUUGAUUGUCCCAGGAGGAUCAAGGAGAAGGAAAUUCUUUGUCUUCGAGACCUCGAGAAGACACUUCUUCUCAUAGCACCUGAGAGCAACAAAUCCGCCGAUCUGUGGCUUGACUUCUGCCUUACCACGGUCCACUGCAUCCAAGCGACCGUCGAGUACCUCACCGACAGAGAACAAACUCGGCCUCGUGACCCUCCUUACGGAAGCGGAUACUUCAUCGACCUUGUGGAACAACUUCAAAUCUACGCCAAACAAAUCGCUGACGCCAAGGAUAAGAAACCCUCCGGAGACAGCAUGGACGUCAAUGCCUCCGAUGAGAUCAAACUGCAUGGUGGCAUCCACGUCAACGGCCGACCAGUACAGCUUGUACGUGUAAACAAGGACGGCAAGGCCAUCUCACUGGCCACUGGUGAGCCUGUCGAGAUGGACGACGACAACGAUGGGCCUGUCAAGGUCAAGCGGUCUGCUUCUGAGGAGGCCGCCGAUGAGGAUGAGAUCAUGCGCUCCAUGGCCAGGCGGAAGAAGAAUGCCAGCCCAGAGGAGCUCGCGCCCAAGAAGUGUCGCGAGCCGGGCUGCACCAGGGAAUUCAAGCGACCUUGUGACUUGACCAAGCACGAGAAGACUCACUCUCGCCCUUGGAAGUGCCCAAUUGAGACCUGCAAGUACCACGACUAUGGCUGGCCCACAGAGAAGGAGAUGGAUCGUCACUGUAACGACAAACACUCGAUUGACCCACCGAUGUACAAGUGCUUGUUCCCUCCUUGUCCCUACAAGUCCAAGCGGGAGUCCAACUGCAAGCAGCACAUGGAGAAAGCCCAUGGCUGGCAGUACGUGAGGACCAAGACAAACGGCGGCGGCAAGAAGACAGCAAGCAAGGCUGGCAGCGUCACCCACAGGACGCCCCAGAUCCAGGGGCUGCCCACGCCCAUCAGCAACCCCAGUGUUGGAAUGGCAACGCCUCCCGAGGAGAGACUGCAAUACCACCAGCCCAACAGCAUUGACUUCCCUUCUUACGUCCCAGACGCGGAACCCUUUAACUUCAACACGUUGCCGCAGGAGAUCCAUUUGGACAUGGACACGAUGGACACGAUGGACUACUCUGACUAUUCGCCGGUCGACAACCCAACUCCCAUCACAGACCCUGGCUUGGAUAGCUCAUCCAUCACCUUCCAGGACCCGGCCACGACGGACUACCAGUGGGAUGAUAUCUAUAGCGCCAAUCAGGCCCAAGUGCCGGCUCCGACAUUUAACAAGGAGCUUGCCAUGCAGUUCGCCGCUUUCUCAGAGGCGGAGCUCUGCAAGACGCAACUUGCGCCUCACAUUUCCCCCAUCGGGCAGGGCAACGCGAUGCUGUACACUCCUCACUCUCUGGCAGAUGUUGACGAGAGCUUCGAUGACAUGCCCGUGGGCAUGAACGGCGGGGCAGACUUCCUCCUGUUCCCACCCACCACUGAGGCUAAGCCCAUGACCUACAAUGAACCCCCACUGUUCAACAACGAGAUGCCUUCUGUGGCGGCCGGCUACUCGCAGCCAAACUCGCAGGAAUUCUGGGACGUCGAUUGGUCGGCCAACCAAUAUGGCGGAUACUCUCAACACUAAAAUUGUACCGGAACAUCACAGCUCAUACUGGCAGCCAUUGGGCAAGCGGCAACCGUGUUUUACGAUUUUAACGACAACGAGCGUUCAGAAGCUAUGACAGCGACUGAUGGCGACACCAGAUUGGCAGCUGCGCCUUCACGAAUGGGUUGGCUUGUGCAAUUCUUGUAAACAUACACUUCAUCUGGGGAACGGGUUUUGUGGUUCUAUUUGCUCUAGCGUCUCCUGCCUUAUUUAGUCUUCAUCUGUCGACGUCGGAAGCUUCGAAACAAUUUUUGGGAUGGGAUCGGAGGGAAAACAAACCAACAACAAACAAAACAAAAAGACAAAAAAAAAAAAAGAAUGCCGCAGAUCCACAUCUUACGAGGCCGGAUUUGCUAUACAUACCAGGUUCUUGGGUAAUUGAUGGGAGCGGGUUGAGAACCAAGCGCGUGGUCGCAUUCGAUAGAACCUCGUCACAAACCAGACAAGACUAUUCCACGUCACACAUCAUGAUGAUCAUGUAUUUCCCCUUUUCUGUGAUGCAGAUGCAGUGCUGCGCCUGUUCAUUCUUGCAAUGGGCCUUGGUUCUGUAGAGACAGACGUACAUGACGCCAACGCCAACGAAUGCAGCGUGACGGAGUUGAGAGAGGCAGUGCUUUGCUCACUGUCUGGGGUGGGUGGGACUUGCAGAAGGGCGGACGGGCAGUGCUGCCGCAAGCUGAGCAAGCCAGGGCAGGGGGUGCCUAGGGACCUAGCUGGCUGGCUGGCUGCGCAUCGCGCUGUUUCUAGACCCGCUUUUUGAGGCUCAAAACCGACCAAUUGCCCAAUGGCUGCCACACCGAGCCCACACGUGAUCACCCGCCGUCCUUUUGAAAGCUUUUCUCCAAUGUUUUCCCUCCCACUCCCAACCAGUCCAAACCUCCUCCACCCCAAGCAACCAUGCUGCGCAGCAUCCUCGUGUCUGGUCUGAUGCAGGCACAGCCAUGUUUCAAUCUGCCACCUAGUUGAUGCGCGAUCCAACGUCGCGCAUCGCGCGCGCUGUCGUGCGAUCGAUGGGUACACGCCCCUCCUUUGCCUUUGCCCGCCUAGACUUGAGGCUCUGCUAGAUUUUGACGCUGGAACGCGGUGUGAUGUGUUGAGAUCAUGGACCGUCGCCAACCGACCGUCUGUCUCUCCCUCUCCCCCUGCCCCUCCUCCAUCGGCGCCCUCUUGUCCAGGCGGGAGCAGCCAGCCCAGGUAAGCUGUGACACCAGUGGUCGAAGCUGCGCUUGUUCGAUGGUCCAAGCCGUCUCUACCCCAUGGGGUCAGAUGUGGCUUUUCGCACGUCUGGCCUCAUCUAUGGUCUGGCUGGACUUCAUCUGUCCAGUCAGUGCCUUACUUGAGGCGGGCGUUCCUUUAACUAGGCACCUAGAUAGAUAUAACCAAUCUCACAUAGUUCUCUAAA
This is a messenger RNA of Diaporthe batatas, 4315 nucleotides long. RefSeq lists its product as uncharacterized. Lineage: Eukaryota; Fungi; Ascomycota; Sordariomycetes; Diaporthales; Diaporthaceae. The record is from RefSeq and is a predicted model, not a curated record. Bases 673 to 2892 code for a protein of 739 amino acids. The transcript has 5 exons. Gene Ontology annotation, biological process: regulation of transcription by RNA polymerase II. Gene Ontology annotation, cellular component: nucleus.